CCGGAAGUGAUGGUGUCUACGUCAUCGUGUUGUGCUCCACGCUGGUGUUGUGUCGUAGCUUCUGUUGUCAGAUCUGUCUAGUGCAGUCUGUCUGUGUGGACUUCCAGGAGGACAUCGGACAGAUUAUGAAGAUAUUCCUGACAUGUGUUGAAAGAACUCGCCUGUUUGAGAGUUUGUAAAAUGGGUAAAAAAGAUAAAGGAGAUCGGGACAAGAAGUCCAAAAAGCGUUUCUAUGAGGAUGAAGAGGAGGAAGAAGAGGCGGUGGGCAGCGAGUCCCAGGAGGCCAUACCUGCUGCUGCAGGGAAACAAGUGGACGUGUCCAGUACAAAACUGGAUGAGUAUGGCGCCAAAGACUACCGUGUUCAGAUGAUGUUAAAGAAUGAUCACACUUCACGCCCCCUCUGGGUGGCUCCGGAUGGACACAUCUUCCUGGAAGCCUUCUCACCGGUGUACAAGUACGCCCAGGAUUUCAUGGUGGCCAUUGCAGAGCCAGUGUGCAGGCCUAACCAUAUCCAUGAGUACAAGCUGACAGCCUAUUCCCUGUAUGCAGCUGUCAGUGUGGGGCUGCAGACCUCUGAUAUAGUAGAAUACCUGCAGAAACUCAGCAAGACGUCUGUGCCUGAUGGAAUCGUCCAGUUCAUUCAGCUGUGCACGGUGAGCUAUGGAAAAGUCAAGCUGGUCCUCAAGCACAAUAGGUAUUUUGUUGAGAGUGCCUUCCCUGAUGUGAUCCAGCACCUUCUGCAGGACAAAGUGAUCCGUGAAUGUCGCCUCCGCACUGCAGACGGAGCGGACACUGAGCUUAUUACUGAAGUCAUCCAAAGCAAGUCAGCGAUUUCCAAGUCCAUUGAAGAAAAGGGGGGUGCUUCUACCUCACAGCAGCCAGGCGAUGGACAAAGUUCAACCCAGCAGGUCCCUGAGGACAUCUUCAGCUACUAUGAGCAGAUGGAUAAAGAAGAAGAAGAGGAGGAAGAGACUCAGACUGUGUCUUGUGAGAUCCGCCAGGAGAUGAUUGAAGAGCUGCAGAAGCGUUGUAUUCAGCUGGAGUACCCUCUCCUAGCCGAGUACGACUUUCGCAAUGACACAUUCAACCCAGAUAUCAACAUAGACCUGAAGCCCACUGCUGUGUUGCGGCCCUACCAGGAAAAGAGUUUGCGCAAGAUGUUUGGGAACGGACGUGCUCGCUCCGGGGUCAUCGUGCUGCCCUGCGGAGCGGGCAAAUCCCUGGUGGGCGUGACAGCAGCUUGCACGGUGCGUAAACGCUGCCUGGUGUUGGGAAACUCCUCAGUGUCAGUGGAGCAGUGGAAGUCUCAGUUCAAGAUGUGGUCCACCAUCGAUGACUCUCAGAUCUGCCGCUUCACCUCGGACGCCAAGGACAAGCCCAUCGGCUGCUCGAUUGCCAUCAGCACCUACUCUAUGCUGGGUCACACCACCAAGCGCUCCUGGGAGGCCGAGAGAGUCAUGGAGUGGAUGCGGAGUCAGGAGUGGGGACUCAUUAUCCUGGAUGAGGUGCACACCAUCCCUGCCAAGAUGUUCCGUCGUGUUCUGACCAUUGUCCAGGCACAUUGCAAAAUGGGGCUCACUGCCACACUGGUCAGGGAAGACGACAAGAUUGUGGACCUGAACUUCCUAAUUGGGCCCAAACUAUUUGAGGCCAACUGGAUGGAACUGCAAAACAAUGGCUACAUUGCCAAAGUCCAGUGUGCUGAGGUGUGGUGCCCGAUGUCUCCAGAGUUUUACAGAGAGUAUGUGGCCAUCAAGACCAAGAAGCGCAUCCUGUUUUAUACAAUGAACCCCAAUAAGUUCCGCGCUUGCCAGUUUCUCAUUCGCUUCCACGAGCGGCGCAAUGACAAGAUUAUGGUCUUCGCUGACAACGUGUUUGCCCUGAAGGAAUACGCCAUUCGCCUCAACAAGCCUUACAUCUAUGGUCCAACCUCUCAGGGGGAACGAAUGCAGAUUUUACAGAACUUUAAACACAACCCCAAGAUCAACACCAUUUUCAUCUCCAAGGUUGGAGACACCUCAUUUGAUCUGCCAGAAGCCAAUGUUCUGAUCCAGAUCUCUUCUCAUGGUGGAUCACGCAGACAGGAGGCCCAGAGGCUUGGCAGAGUCUUACGAGCCAAGAAAGGAAUGGUAGCAGAGGAGUACAACGCGUACUUCUACUCACUGGUGUCCCAGGACACCCAGGAGAUGGCUUACUCCACCAAGAGGCAGAGGUUCCUGGUGGACCAAGGUUACAGCUUUAAGGUGAUCACAAAGUUGGCAGGUAUGGAGGAAGGGGACUUAAUGUUCUCCACAAAAGAUGAGCAACAGCAGCUGCUUCAGAAGGUUCUAGCUGCUUCGGACCUGGACGCUGAGGAGGAAGUGGUGGCAGGGGAGCUGGGCGGGCGGCCACAAUUCUCAAGGCGAACCGGAACCAUGAGCUCCAUGUCAGGUGCAGACGACACCGUCUACAUGGAAUAUCAGAGUCGAGGCAGCAAAAACUCUGCAUUAGGCAAGGGCAUUCAUCCACUGUUCAAGCGCUUCAGAAAGUAGAUACACUGCCUCGAACCCUGUCAAAGGCGGACUCAGUUGCAACAAGGCAACAGGACAAAGUUGGGCCACAAUAAUAAUGUAUAUGAACUGGAGUAUGACGGCUACGUGAUGUAAGCCACACGUGGAAUAACCCUUGUCUUAUCUACUGUGUGCUUCACACCAACAGGAGGAAACCAUGGAUAUUGGACUUAGAUUUUUUUUGUAAAUUUGGCUUCAGUAUACAGAGUAAAUCAUCACAAACUAAACCCACAUACUUAAAAGGAAAUAAUCGGUUCCUGGUGAUAGUUCACAUGUUCUUUUCUGGAACUUCCGCCUUUAAAUAUGGCUUAUGUUUUAUAAGAAGAAUUAAAGCUCUCUGUGUUUUGUA
Molecule: messenger RNA, 2899 nt
Organism: Anoplopoma fimbria (sablefish)
Lineage: Eukaryota; Metazoa; Chordata; Actinopteri; Perciformes; Anoplopomatidae
Gene: ercc3
Product: excision repair cross-complementation group 3
Exons: 15
Coding region: 181-2532 (783 amino acids)
Biological process (GO): transcription initiation at RNA polymerase II promoter; nucleotide-excision repair
Cellular component (GO): nucleotide-excision repair factor 3 complex; transcription factor TFIIH holo complex; transcription preinitiation complex
Molecular function (GO): ATP binding; hydrolase activity; 3'-5' DNA helicase activity
Source: RefSeq, a predicted model, not a curated record